Suillus bovinus is the source of this 3801-nucleotide messenger RNA. RefSeq lists its product as uncharacterized. The record is from RefSeq and is a predicted model, not a curated record. Bases 98 to 3652 code for a protein of 1184 amino acids. Lineage: Eukaryota; Fungi; Basidiomycota; Agaricomycetes; Boletales; Suillaceae. The transcript is spliced from 14 exons. Gene Ontology annotation, molecular function: ATP binding; ATP-dependent chromatin remodeler activity.
AGCAAGUCUUUCUCAGCAAUCAUCGACAUCGUUCCACUGACAUUGACAGUACUGGUCAUCACCAUCGCCUCUGUCUGAGGCCAACCUGUAUGCACGCAUGGACGGAGCGAGAUCUUGUCUAUUGUGCUGUCAGACAUGCAUAGGAAACGGCGUGGGCAACGAGCACGACAAAUCGAACCCCUUUGCUCUGGAUAAUCUGUUAUCUGCGGGAACUAUCAGUGUAGAUUUUCAAGGCCGUCAUCUGCAUUGCGCUCAUAUACACGCGAGUGACACCUGGCAUCCAGUACCGUCGUGUCAGCUCUCUGUUUGUGUAGAGGAUGAUGUAUUCUGUAAGAUCUCUUUUUUAACUGAACAUCAAUUCUUGCGCGCUACCUGUUGCCUUGGAACGAGUCAACGAGUGUUGUAUAUCCGCAUUUACCUCGUGCCUACCGAUUUGAAAAGUGCAAAAGAAAGCCUGCGACUUCGCAGUGAAGCUGUAUUGAAAGAGGGUCGCCGUCACCUUCAGGCCUUACUGCCCUCGAUCGUACAGGACCGACAUUCCUGGAAUGCAGAUGAACUCCCCUCGACCAGUCAACCUCAAAAGUAUUUCUUGCCGAGGGAUAUUGAUAAUCGCACAAUGGCGGAAAUCUAUAGCGACCUACCAUCGUUGUUCUCUUCAAAAAUUGCUGUGAGACACGAAAUAAGGGGUCUUCGCAGUACUUUGUAUGAGUACCAGAGACAGUCCGUGGCCGUGAUGAUCGAGAAGGAGCUAAGCAACCAGCCUGUCCAAGACCCUCUAUACAUCCCGAUCUCAAAUAUGCAUGGCGAACGCUUUUACUUCCAGCCUUCAAUUCUUACUGUUGUACGUGAAUGCCCAACAGUUGCUCGGUGUAAGGGCGGAAUCCUAUGUGAAGAACUAGGCACGGGAAAGACAGUGAUGGUCUUGGGCUUGAUCCUUGCUACUAUCAAUCAGCUAUCUCAUCCAGAGGAAUCGCUAUUGGACUACCGCCCCGUCAUGUCUCCCUUGGCCUAUCGCACCUUCCCUGCAGAUGAGUACCAUAAUGCUCGAAGAAGGGCUGGCAUGCAUAAAAGUUUGGCGCUGGAUGUAACACAUGUACCCUCUCUCGUUGAAAUUCUUCUUCACCGCAUAAGGACGUGGGGUGACAAGGUGGAUACGCGAUCGCACGAAGAACGAUUAGAAGCGUCCAACCUCUGGCAUCUCCUUCAAGCCAAUACGCCAUUUUAUCACCACUACCUCGUCAAAUCACACAUGCAUGGCCUUGGUCCUUCUCGCACAAGAGAUCGAGUCUCUGCAUAUCCACGACUGAUGCACCUAACAACAGCAACACUUGUUGUUGUGCCCGUAAAUCUACUUGGACAAUGGGGCAUGGAAAUUCUGAAACAUUGUCAUAGCACGUUGAGAUAUCUUAUCGUCCGACAGACAACGAAAAUACCAAGUGCGAAGGUGUUGGCGUCUGAUUAUGAUGUACGUUUUCGCAGGGAGUCAGUGAAGAAUAAAGUUGCUCAUUUGUGUAAAUUCAAACCCUGUACUUGUGCUCCAUUUCCUGGUAGCCGCGUACCAGACUGUCGUUGUCCCGGCGACCCAGAUCUAUCACCUCUUCUUCAAAUUCGCUGGAAGAGGCUGGUGAUCGACGAAGGCCAUACGUCAGGAAACACGGCCGCCGCGUUAAAUAACUUCGUUCGUGAGCUAAGCAUCGAACGUAAAUGGAUUGUGACUGGAACACCAACGUCGAAUAUACUAGGGCUGAGCUUGGGGCGCAAGCAGGAUGAGGACAUAGAAAAUGGCAUCGGAAUCGACAAUACCUACUCAUUACCUAUACCUGCUACGACGGAGUGUUCUUCGUCCGAUAGCUCUUCGAUUUCUGACGGCGAUGCAGAGAACACAGUCAGAGUAUGGGGGACGUAUGACUACGUCAACCUGCGAAAACUCGGGGCAAUGAUCAGCGACUUCCUCGCCGUCCCCCAGUUUCAUUCUGAUCUCAAAUUGUUCGGUAGCCACGUUUCUGCACCCCUUUGCGAUCGUCGUGGGCCUCGCGUAGGCGCAGUCAAAGUACUGAGUCAGGUCAUGGAGAUGGUCAUGGUUCGUCACAGGAUUGAAGACGUUGAGGAAGAAGUAGUUCUACCUCCCAUGCGGCAUACACCCAUUUACAUGGAUCUCGAUGCCUACGCUGCGAAGUCUUACAAUGCAAUGCAAGCCAGUAUUGCAAUUAACGCUAUUGACUCUCAACGUGAGGGUCAGGAUUACAUGUUCCACCCCAGGAACGCAAAAAGUCUUCAGAUUGCCAUGGACAACCUAUCACAAGGAAUGUUCUGGUCGGUGUCCGACAUCUUGUUCAAUGUCGAUCAAAUACGACAUGAGGCCCCUAAAUUUCUGGCUCGUGCCACCGCAGCCAACAUGCCCGAUCAUGAUAUGGCGCUGUUGGAAGAAGCACUAGCACACGCGGAGGCGAUAGCGAAAGAUCCUCUAUGGCGCGCUAUGCAACAUCAUGAAGAUGUACCUUUCCACGUUACGGGGAUGGAUGCAGCUGUAUUCGAAGCCUGGACACGGGGAAGGUUGAAGGACAGAUCUCGUGUUCAUGAUCUCAUGCACGCGAACCGGCUAUGUGAUUUACGAGCUCUUGUUCGCAAUCAACCUUUGAUGAAUCUUAGUCGUUUGGUCGAGGAGGGUAAAGCGCUGGAUUUCAAUGAACGAGCACGAUGCGAGAAGAAAUCCACGCAAGUGCAUGAUGUCACAAACGCCGCACAGAUGAAAAAGAUGGUGUCUGAGGUUAAAGACGAAUUGGAGGUCAUAAAAGAGAAAGAAAAAAUAUAUCAAACAGAGGAUGUGCCUGAAACACACAUCGAUGACCUUGUUCGCCGCAAGUUGGGGCAUCACGAUGCUCCUUCGCCAUCCAAUCUACUCAGCUUAUCGCCAUUGUCAGGGACAUGUGUCGGGCCAUCUCUAUCCACCAAGCUGAACUUUGUCCUAGUCCGAGGUAAGUGCACAGUUCUGGAGUAUUCAGAGAAGGAAAAAUUCCUCAUAUUCUCUAAUUCGCCACUCACUCUUGCCCACAUCGCAGAGGCACUCUCUUUGAUCGAAAUUAAGUACCUUCGAUAUACAACGGAUAUGUCUCCGCCACUACGAGAGCAAUGCGUCAUGACUUUCGAGUCCUCUGAGACGUUCCGUGUUUUCCUGAUGGAGUUGAAGCUCGGUGCUCGUGGUCUGAACUUGAUCUCUGCUUCCCGAGUGAUCUUCUGUGAGCCUGUCUGGCACCCCGAUGUCGAGGCGCAAGCUAUAAAGCGAGCGCACCGUAUCGGACAGACAAAACCAAUUACUGUUAAGACUCUGGUGAUCAAACACACUGCAGAAGAAACGAUGGUCGCUAGGCGUCAUCUCCUGAAGGGAUCCAGUAAAAUUCCAAGGAUGACUGCUGAAGUGGGGAUGCGCCACUUUAUGGAGAACCCUCGCUUUCUAGCUGUUCCAAUAGAGCCAGAACAUUUCUCUUCGUCGUUUCAGAUACCCUUGCUAAUGUAUGCAGACCCUCAAGGACAGACUCACACCUCGGAGGAUUCAGCCACAUUAUCAGCCCCAAAUAUCAACAUCAUCAAUACCUCAGAUGAUACGGUAGACCGGGCUUUGAAACGACCUCGAACGGUUAGGUUCGCGGAUUGACCCCGAGGCUCAUUUCGUGGCUAAACACAUAGUCAUGAUGUAUUGCGCUGUGGUUAUGGAAUGAUAUCUUUCACCAUUAUUCUUCUCACUAACCCUUGAUCCGGAAUUUUACUUUGAGAAACUCCGUCGAUCGCAUUAGCAGAUGACCC